Molecule: messenger RNA, 1772 nt
Organism: Ciona intestinalis (vase tunicate)
Lineage: Eukaryota; Metazoa; Chordata; Ascidiacea; Phlebobranchia; Cionidae
Source: RefSeq, a predicted model, not a curated record
GUGAUUAGAGAAUUUUAAUUUCCGUUUCUCUACCAAAGCAAUUGUUGUUGGGAUUGUGGAUGUUCGUGCUAAAGCUGCGUUUCUGUUGGAAUCACAUUCGGGUUAUUGUUCAUUAAGGCUUGGCUUGAAUGUUGCCGGUUGUUGAAUUUUAACUUUUUGCCCAAAAUAUGGAGACUAAACUGACCAUAAAAGAGUUGAAAAACCGAACAGAUGAAAACGAAAUGGAUCUAAGCAUGCUUGGUAUAACUAAAGUUCCAGUCAAAGAAAUUGCAGCUGUUACUAAAGCCAAUUCCUGGAUUUGUCGUGUAAUCGCAUUGUCUUGCUACCUGCUGGGUUUUGUGGAAUGUUGCAACAUCUAAUCAAACUUGAUCUGAGCAAAAAUCAGCUUGAAAAUUUACCGGAGGAUAUCGGAAAGUUGCAACAACUUCAACAUCUUGACCUUUAUCAGAAUAAACUAAAGAAGAUUCCAAUUAGUUUUAGUCAGUUGAAGAACCUGAGGUGGCUUGACUUAAAAGAAAAUAACUUUGAUUCAAGUUAUUUGAAUAUUGUUGGUGAUUGUUUGGAUGACAAGCAAUGUCGUACUUGUGCCGUGAAUGUUGUUAAAGCAAUGAAAAGUGCGGCUUCUGAACAGGAAAGAAAAAGACAACAAGAACUGAAAAUUAGAAGAGAGGAAGAAGCAGCCAAGAAAAAAGAGGAAGAAAUGAUUGCACUUGAGAAAAAACGAACAAAGAAAUUGGAGAAGGAAAGAAGAAAAAUACAGUGGGAAGAGGAACAGAAGCUAAAAGAACUUGCAGCUCCUCUGGAGGAAGUUGAUAAUACUAGGAAUGUAUCUGUGGAGAGUGAGGUGUUUGAAACUAUUGAAGAAACUAAGUCUUCUAAAAGUUGCUUUGGAAGCUGCAUCAUGGCUUUGUUCAUUGCAGUAACUGCUGUCACUGUUGGGGUUUAUUUUUAUUGUGAAAAUCAUUCUUCAGAUCAGAACUGUAUUGUGCUGAAUCAAACUACUGAAAAAAUUUACGAUGUUUUGAAAACCUGGCUUAAAUCUACUUUGGAAAUGUUUAAUUUAUUUGUUGACUCUUUAAAAGACAAAGUUUAGCAUGUAACAAAUUAAAAAUGAUUUUAUCUGCAGCUGCUUACAGCUUUAUUUGUGCAAUGGGGUUUUGAUGACGUUUAGUUUUGUUAAAUUUCAUUGAUUCUUUAUUAAAAUAUCAACCAAAUGGGUGAUGCUGUGUUUGUUUUUAACUUUUGUUGCCAAAACAUAAAGUGGAUUUUAAGUAAUAAACAGUUUUAUGUAAUUGUAGGUGAUAAGUGUAGCAUAAUAAUUCCUUUUAAUUUGUGAUUAAUAAAAAUAAUGAAUUUACGAAGUCGUAUGAAAAAAGAAAAAUCCAAGAAACAGAGGGGUUCGUGGAAAAAAAAUGUUGAAAAUUUGAAUGAAUCGAAUGAAGAAAGUUUAAGUUCAGAAGAUGAGAAAGAAAACGUGGAACUUCCAGUUGAACAAGAAUCUUCAAAUCAUUGUGUUUUCUUAUUUCUUCUCAUCACUUUAUUUGUGUUUCUCCUGGUUAUAAGUUGGGUUUAUAUUUGUUGUGAGGAUUACACAAGAUACCCGGACUGCUCAAAAGUAAACCCUGUUUGCGUGGAACACCAAAACCAACCACAUAAGAUAUUGUUACAUGGACUUAAUCAGUUUCGCAAGAUUUUCUAUGACAGAUAUGGACGCCGUAUUGAAUCGUUGUUUAAUUUUUAAUGUUAUUAAAUUUUAUGAUGAAAUAUUGCAA